UUCUCGGUAAGACAGCAUAAUUUCGUACUCACAUACAUCGACAGGAGGGAGAGAAACUGUGAUGGCGGAGAAGCCGCAGUCGGUGCGUGUCCUCUACUGCGGCGUCUGCGGCCUUCCCGCGGAGUACUGCGAGUUCGGGCCGGACUUGGAAAAGUGCAAACCCUGGCUCCGCUGCCACGCCCCCGACCUCUACCCCGAUCUCCUGAAAGAGGAGAACAGGACGGAUGCGGAUGAAGCCACCCAGAAACUGCAGUCGGUGGCGGUAUCGGGUUCUGGCGACGGUCGCGGCGAUGCAUCCGCUGCUGCUUCAGGGAGUGCUUCAGCACCUAAGCAAGAAGAAGUAAAACGCCUUCCUGGUGGUAAGAUAAAGAAGAAGGAGAAGCAAGAAGUUGUUAUUGAAAAGAUUGUUCGCAAUAAGCGCAAAUGUGUUACUGUUGUGAAAGGUCUAGACCUAUUUGGCAUAAAACUGAGUGAUGCAUCAAAGAAGCUCGGAAAAAAGUUUGCUACAGGAGCUUCUGUUGUUAAGGGGCCAACUGAGAAAGAACAAAUUGAUGUGCAAGGGGACAUAGCAUAUGAUAUUGUGGAGUUCAUCACAGACACUUGGCCAGAUGUGCCAGCAACUGCAAUAUUCUUCAUAGAAGAGGGAAGAAAGGUUGCGGCUGCAUAAAAUGCUGUAGUUUCAGGGAACAAAGAUUCUUGGGAAAUUACUGAUGACAUCAUGAUAGUUUGACCUGUGUUAUACUUGCUAAACAACUUGCCUGUUGGAGCAAAUUAUUGGACAUUUGUCCUAUCACCUGCAGUAACAGUAUGGAUUUCGGUUCUUUCUUCGACACCUUUCAAGCAAAGGUGCUUUUGUUCUUGGGCCCCAAUUUUGACACACAGGAAUGCUUGGUCUCUAUAUAUCGUAGAUGGCAUCUUGUUGUGCUCCUAUGGAUGUGGCUUACCUGCUGCUGCAACUUCUUAGUUGUAUAUGACUUGUGAGUUGAGUGGGAGCGUACUCUUCUAGCUUUGUGGAAAGGUCUGCUUACAUUCGAACAAAGUGAUGAGUGCAAUGGCUUUUUGCUACCUUAUUCUUCUUGGUUGAAAGCAGGCCAUUCAAUUUCGUAUA
Molecule: messenger RNA, 1108 nt
Organism: Musa acuminata subsp. malaccensis (wild Malaysian banana)
Lineage: Eukaryota; Viridiplantae; Streptophyta; Magnoliopsida; Zingiberales; Musaceae
Product: translation machinery-associated protein 22
Biological process (GO): translation reinitiation; formation of translation preinitiation complex
Molecular function (GO): translation initiation factor activity; mRNA binding
Source: RefSeq, a predicted model, not a curated record